UAGAUGAGUAGGAUUGAGAAUCCAAGAGAAGCAUUUGGUUGCUUUUAUCCCCUGCAAUUACAAGUUCACUACAACAAAGAUUCUUACCUUGUGAAGAAUGCAUGGAAAGUAUGCUUUGCUAUCUCUCUUCCCUCACCUCUCUUUCAAAUCCUCUCUAUAAAAUCUACACCUUUGACUGCCUCUCCCAACCUCAAUUCUCAUCCAUCCAAACAAACCCCACCAUGGAAUUGGCCCACUUUCUUCCCAUCAGACCAUGUAACAAAAUGUCACAAUUUGGCCCCCCAUGGAACAUUGGUGCAACAUUUGCAACCUCUUCUAUAGCGUCGAAGCGGGCCGGAAGACGAUCGAUUUGGGUAACUCAUGAUCACUUCCAUGUGGGCCCAUUGGAGGCGGGCCGGGACCCCAAUCGGAGGAGCGUCUCUUCGAAGAACACGGGUUUUCGACUUGUGCCACGGUGCACUCAGAGCUCAGAAGGAGGAGAGAACGAUGAUCGCGCCACAGAGCCGAUCCUUAGGCUCUAUGAGGCGAUCAAGAACAGAAAUCUCCAUGAAUUGUCGCAUCUCAUCAGCGAGGAACGCGGAUAUAUUAGUAAUUUCAUCUCCAUAUUGCCCACCUUCAAUGGGAAGAAGCAAGUCCUGGAUUUCUUCUCUUUUCUGAUAGGAGCAUUGGCAAACAGCAUAAACAUUGUUAUUCACCCCACACCGCAAGGCGGAAUGGACAUCGGCGUUAGUUGGCGCCUAGAAUGGAACAAGUCUUAUAUGCCCCUGGGAAAGGGGUAUAGUUUUCUUAUGAGCCAUGUCUACCAUGGAAAGGUCAAAGUAAGAGAGGUGCAGAUGCUUGUAGGACCACUCAUCCAUGAUCAAUUUACUCAAUGGAAAUUGUUAGGAUUCCUGGGGCCUAUCUUACAUAAAAUUUCUUCAACCACAGGCAAAGAUAGGAAAGCAUUCGUGUAUUGGUUUCUCACGGUAGCCUUCAUGACUACCUUAUUCAUGGCAGUCAAGUACUCUCUAUUUUGAUUUUCAAGAAUCCAUAAAAGAAUCCGAACCGUCUAUCAGGUGAGAUACAGCUUCAAGAUCAACUGACCAGAAUCUGUGGUCCGUAGACUAUCAGGUAAUCCACAAGAGUCAAGAAAAAGUGAAAUGAAAGAUAUUAGCAUUGUUUUUGUUCGUAUACGGCCUAGAUGAUAAUAGAUCAGCCUGAGUUUCUCGACCACAUGAUCUGAUAGUGGGACUCACCUGAUACAACGGUCGGAUGUCGUUCUCACCUACGAUGUAUAUAAACUCAGAUGUACAUGUAUGUACCAUACGAAAUUCUUUGAGAAAUCUACACGGUGGAGUCUGGUUAAUGUCUUUUGCAAUGUUCCAUACUCUCGCAGAGUGUGAUGGAUGAUACUCAGGCACUUUGAAAUUGCACACAUGGAAGACAGGCAAUUCAAAUUAUUCAAAAUCAUAGGAUGUAACAUGAAAAAUAAAAAAUAAAAA
Messenger RNA from Magnolia sinica, 1481 nucleotides. RefSeq lists its product as uncharacterized. The coding region runs from base 102 to 1016 and encodes 304 amino acids. The record is from RefSeq and is a predicted model, not a curated record. NCBI's taxonomy places the organism in Eukaryota, Viridiplantae, Streptophyta, Magnoliopsida, Magnoliales, Magnoliaceae. The transcript is spliced from 5 exons.